This is a messenger RNA of Cladophialophora immunda, 2420 nucleotides long. RefSeq lists its product as uncharacterized. Gene Ontology annotation, biological process: positive regulation of transcription by RNA polymerase II. Gene Ontology annotation, cellular component: nucleus. NCBI's taxonomy places the organism in Eukaryota, Fungi, Ascomycota, Eurotiomycetes, Chaetothyriales, Herpotrichiellaceae. The coding region runs from base 441 to 2360 and encodes 639 amino acids. The record is from RefSeq and is a predicted model, not a curated record. Gene Ontology annotation, molecular function: transcription cis-regulatory region binding; DNA-binding transcription factor activity. The transcript has 3 exons.
UUGAGGCGAGAAGCAAUGAGGGAACAUCCAGACGCAAGCAACCAAAAAGUCGCAAUGGGUGCGUGACCUGCAAGGCAAGGCGCGCGAAAUGUGAUGAGGACAAGCCAACAUGUCGACAAUGCGCCCGUCGAGGAGUGACCUGUGGCGGCUAUCAAAAGUUCCUCAGAUGGAAAGUCUUUGAACAGAGCAAGGAUGGACGCUCCAACGGUGAAAUUGUGUCCAGGAGACUGUCGCAACGUCGAGAGGUGCCAGCGAUUUCAACAGAUGAUCAAACGACGAAUGAAGUGGUGGGAGGUGACGUCCAGGCUAACGAGUCCAAACUACCCGAUGGUCCUUCCAAAACAAUCCAAGGGGACGACGGAGUGCCGGGACGGUCUAGCACACUCGCUGCAAGUCGUGGAGUUCUUGACAAUGUCGAAAUACCCCCGAUUGAAAUAGUAAUGCCAUCUUCGUUCGAACCAGACCAUCAGAGGACGACGACAAUAUCUGGAGGGUCAAUCGAAUCCGCCAGUGCUCAUGUCAAUGCUCAAAGCACUUUUGGCAACAAUGGAGUUCCCGUUUGUGAAACACUGUCAUCGGUUGCAGACCACCUUGAUGAUGCUACCUAUAACCUAGCAUCCUGCGUUGCCGACCACUAUCGCUUCCUGUCGAUUUCUCCAGCAGAUGCGAGUUCUUACGACCUAUCACAGCUAGACGAUUUGCUCCUACAAACGGACGGAAGUGGAUUCGAAUUGAAUCAUGAUAUCGAGUGGAACAUGUCCGGGCUUGACGAGUUGCUGGAGUCGGCAGAGGCCGCGCUGGAGGAAGACUUUGGAAACAUCGAUUGGCAGAUGAGCCUGUCCGAGCCACAGACCGAGUGCGCUUCCGAAUUGCUGGGAAACGUUGUGGCACCUUCCCAUUCUCUGGAUCAUAACAGCGGUGAUAGCCUUCAAACAAUAUAUCACCAGCCUCAGUCUCCUAGUGGUACUCCGGAAAUGAUACGGCAUCUCUUUGAGCAGCAGACAUGCACCAUCCUCUCGAUCAAAGAUGACGAAACCAAGAAUCCAUGGCGAACGCUGGUCUGGCCCCUAGCAUCUGGCUGUCCUGCUCUCUAUCACGCACUUGCUGCAAUGACGUGCUUGCACAUGUGCAGGACUCAGUCGCAGCUCCGGGUCAUUGGACUGCGGCAUUUCCAGUCCGGUGAGCAAGCUCUCGUCAACAACGAGGACAACGGCAACAUGCUUCUGGAAGCGGCCAUUGCGACGAGAUUGGCACUGGGCUUCGCAGAAACAUGGGACUAUCAGCAGUCGUCGACAGGAAUUGACCACGUCAACCGUGCCAAGGCACUGAUCCGACAAGCUGCUUCCAGACACCAGACAUCGAGGUUUACCCCGGGAGAUGUGAGCCGUCUGAGCUUUUUGGCGAAUACAUGCUUGUACAUGGACGUUAUUGCUCGGUUGGUAUCUAUGGCACCUCAAAGCUUCAACGACACCGCAUUCAUGACCGCCUGCACGUCGCUCAGCAGCGCUGUUCCCAGUGAACAGCAACUUGAUCCACUCAUGGGCUGCGCGAUCACGCUUUUCCCGUUGAUCGGCCAGCUGGGCGAGCUGGUCGGUCGCGUUCGACAGAGAACGGAGAAGCGCAAUUCUCCGGCCAUCAUCUCCAAGGCGAUAGAGCUAAGAAUGGCGAUAGAAGGCUGGGCUCCGCUGAUAGACUCGGAGGGUGGAGUCGAACUGAACCCCAGUAUCACCAAUUCGAUCCAAACGGCAGAGGCGUACCGAUGGGCUUCGCUCUUGCUCCUCCGUCAAGCAGUCCCGGAACUCCCCUGGGUGCACUCGAUCUGGGAGUUGGCGUCAAAGUGUCUCGUCUUCCUCGCGACCAUUCCACUGUCGUCGCGUACGAUCAUUGUGCACAUAUUCCCGCUGAUGAUGGCAGGAUGUGAAGCCUUCGACGAAGAUGACAGAGCCUGGGUGCGCGAGCGCUGGGAUCUCAUGUCCAAACGCAUGAUCACAGGAAUCGUGGACCGAUGCAAAGAGAUCACAAUGGAGGUGUGGCGGAGAAGGGAUGAAUAUGAAUCGCGUUACGGCGUUGUAUAUGAGAAGUCGCCGUCCAGCCCGCCGUCGACUGCAGCUGGUCUACCAAAAGAUGGUUCACCGAUUCACGCGACGCCUGGUGCUUCAAGAUCCGCCGGUGAAGUCACAGCUCGAUUUGAUGCAGACGCACGGUCUCGUUCAGCAUCGACGGAUUUCCCCGAGUCAGCUGCAUUUAAGAAGGGCGUAGAUCCAGUGACGCGAGCUGGAUUCAUCGACUAUACGGUGAGGGGGAAGUUGCAUUGGCUGACCGUUAUGAAAGAUUGGAAUUGGGAGGUCAUGCUUGGAUGAAGAAGGCAGAGACCUCACCCAGCGGCGGUUCCCACAUCGGAGGGCCUAGGACAAAAUGCG